Messenger RNA from Hibiscus syriacus, 1289 nucleotides. RefSeq lists its product as uncharacterized. The transcript is spliced from 5 exons. NCBI's taxonomy places the organism in Eukaryota, Viridiplantae, Streptophyta, Magnoliopsida, Malvales, Malvaceae. The record is from RefSeq and is a predicted model, not a curated record. Bases 151 to 1020 code for a protein of 289 amino acids.
ACCACGGAUCUCGUUUCCUUGGUUCACUUUCCUCACUCAUUCCAAGCUCCGAAAAGAGUCCUUUUGUUUUUGGUGCUGCAGAGAAAGAACCCCAAGCCUUCUCUCCGUUGUUUUAUUCAAUUGAAAGCUUUGUUUUACGAGAAAAAAGGAAUGGAGAGGAGCACGAGCACCCCACAGAGGAAACCACACACUUCCACUGCAGAUCUACUCACUUGGUUCGACACUCCUCAACCCUAUUCCACCACCUCCGCUGCACGCUCCACCCGCCCUCAGCAGCCGUCGGAUGGGAUCAGAAAAGCGGUGUUUGGAGGUCAAGUGACUGAUGAAGAAUUCGAGAGCUUAAACAAAUGUUCCAGGAAACCUUGUUCUGGAUAUAAAAUUAAGGAGAUGACUGGUAGUGGUAUUUUUGCAGCUAAUGGAGGGAAUGAUGAGUCCGAACAUGGCAGUGCCAAUCCGACUCCGAUCAACAAAACUGGAAUACGAAUGUACCAGCAAGCUAUAGCCGGAAUGAGUCACAUCUCGUUUGCCGAGGAAGAGAGUAUUUCACCCAAGAAGCCAACUACUGUUCCUGGGGCGGCAAAGCAGCGUGAGCUAAGUGGAACACUAGAAAAUGAGGAAGCAGAGUUGAAGAAGCAGCUCUCUAAUGCAAAGUCCAAGGAGCUUGGUGGGAAUGACAUCUUUUCUCCCUCGCGUGAAAUUUUGCCGAGGCCAACAACCGUACGUCGAUUGGCAUCGAAAGGCAAUUCUGACAUCGGACCUGCUGGAGUUAGCACGCCAAGUGAGGAAGCUGUGGUUAAGACAGCAAAGAAAAUACAUAACCAGAAAUUUUCAGAGCUAUCAGGAAACGACAUAUUUAAGGGUGAUGUUCCACCAGGGUCUGCUGAGAAACCACUCAGUGCGGCGAAGCUGCGGGAGAUGAGUGGCAACAACAUCUUUGCUGAUGGGAAAGCAGAAUCUCGAGAAUUCCUCGGUGGUGUACGCAAACACCCUGGCGGGGAAAGCAACAUUGCUUUGGUUUAACUUCUUAGGUCUAACACGGUACACUGUCACCGUCUCCUGUGUUUUCUUUUAUCUGUAGUGGCGGUGUGAUUAUAUAUAUUAUUUGGCCUUCACAGUAUGGGUUCUGGGAGUUAUGUUGUAGGUUUACAUAUCAACUUGACCUAUGAACCUAUGUUAAUUACUUUGUCCAUAAUCUUGUUCUUUUCUGUCCCAUUUUGGCGAAGGUGGCUAUCUUAAUCGUUAUAGUCCGUCUGAGUUGUUCAUUAACCUCCUUUUCAUAUGAACCGAGA